AGUACAGUCGGCUCACUCCCGUACUGUACCUACAGCUGUACCGCACUGUAGCGGCGCGCCGGUCGCUUGUGGCCAAAGACCAGACUUCAAACUGGGUGACAGUCGGCGCUUGUAAUCUUUCAAGUUUCGCCUCCAUGUCGAGCGUGCAUUGAGGUGUGGAGUUGAUUUGGAAUAAUAUAUCGACAGAUGGCUGCACUUGCGGUGCCGAGAAGUGAUAACUUUCUACACACGUUUUUACAGGACCGGACCCCGAGUUCAUCUCCAGACAGUGGACCCUAUCCUUUGGCUUUCCUGGCUUCCACGUGUGGGCAAGUAAGACCGAUUGGGACCUCAUCCUCCGAGGUGCCUCAGUUUCCGUAUGACCCAGCUGUGGGGUCAACCGCUGGAAUGUUUCAGCUCUGGAGCAACGAGGUUCCUGCGAGCACGGGAAUUGGAUCCCACCAGAUGAACUUCAGCGUUCCCAAAAUCCAGUACCCAGGUCACAUGGCCGCCCACCAUGAACUUCCUCUAACCCCCCCGGCAGAACCCUCCUCAUACUCCUUCGAACUGUCUCCGGUCAAGGUACUGACAUCCCAGGUGCAGAACCCUUCAUACCAUUACCCCCAGACCAACCAGAACUUCUCCAACUUUCUCCAGAACCCGUCUGGCUUGCCUGGAAGGCAUCACCUGCACGGCGGGCAUGUGGAGGACGCCCAGCAGUGGUGGAGCCUCCAGCAAAGCAACGCCAACAAUGGUGGCCAUCCGUUCACCCUGGGGAGGCCCUUGGUUUUGGGUCACCAGCCCCAGAUUGCUGCCCUUCUCCAGGGCUCCUCCAAAAGCUUGCUGACCUCCACCAGAAGAUGUAGGAGGUGCAAGUGCCCCAAUUGCCAGUCCUCAAGCAGCGGGGGCAGCACAGACGAGCUGGGCAAGAAGAAGCUUCACAUCUGUCACAUCCCAGAGUGCGGCAAGGUCUACAAGAAGACAUCCCACCUUAAGGCUCACCUGCGCUGGCACGCCGGCGAAAGGCCCUUCAUCUGCAACUGGCUCUUCUGUGGGAAAAGCUUCACCCGGUCCGAUGAGCUUCAGCGCCACCUCAGGACUCACACCGGAGAGAAGAGGUUCAGCUGCCAGGAGUGCGGCAAGAGGUUCAUGAGGAGCGACCACCUCUCCAAACACAUCAAGACGCACCAGAACAAAAAGAGCAAACAGCCCGAAGGAGACGCCAUUCUCAGCAGCAUCAAGAAAGAGUAGAGCAGUCGGGGUUCCGGAGUUCUGACUGGCCACCUAAAGCCAGAAGUGUAUUUAUUCUGUCAAGCAUCCCUAUGCUCAGAAACUAAAGCUGUCCUUCAGAUUCUGGCAUUCUAACUGGCCACCUCUUCCAUGCCUUUUGGAAUUGGUAUGAUCAUUUCUGUGAAUGGAUUGCUUAGCAAGACACUUCGAUAUAGCGGACAAUAGGGGUCUUUCAGAAAAUUAACGUUCCAGAAAAGUAGUACUCUUUUUUUUUUAUUGUGUGCUGUUACAAUACACAAACUCUUUCCUGGGGAACAAAAUGUUCUUCAUCCAAACUGUUUAUUACUAGCAAUGCAGACUUCUAUGUUACAGCGUGUACUGUGAGUUUAAUACAUUAUUUAAGAAUAUGGUUUUUAAA
Molecule: messenger RNA, 1627 nt
Organism: Polyodon spathula (Mississippi paddlefish)
Lineage: Eukaryota; Metazoa; Chordata; Actinopteri; Acipenseriformes; Polyodontidae
Gene: sp5l
Product: Sp5 transcription factor-like
Exons: 2
Coding region: 187-1230 (347 amino acids)
Biological process (GO): regulation of transcription by RNA polymerase II
Molecular function (GO): DNA-binding transcription factor activity, RNA polymerase II-specific; RNA polymerase II cis-regulatory region sequence-specific DNA binding
Source: RefSeq, a predicted model, not a curated record